CCUCCUCCCCCGCAGGUCUCGGUAAUCAACACCGUGGACACCUCCCAUGAGGACAUGAUACACGAUGCUCAGAUGGACUACUAUGGCACUCGGCUAGCGACCUGUUCUUCGGACAGAUCCGUGAAAAUCUUUGAUGUUCGGAACGGAGGGCAAAUCCUCAUUGCGGACCUGAGAGGGCACGAAGGUCCCGUGUGGCAGGUCGCCUGGGCUCACCCUAUGUACGGAAACAUCUUGGCUUCCUGUUCCUACGACAGGAAGGUUAUCAUCUGGAAGGAAGAAAACGGCACUUGGGAGAAGACGUAUGAGUACACAGGGCACGAUUCCUCAGUGAAUUCCGUCUGCUGGGCACCCCAUGACUAUGGAUUGAUCCUGGCCUGCGGGAGCUCCGACGGGGCCAUUUCGUUAUUGAGCUACACGGGGGACGGGCAGUGGGAAGUCAAAAAGAUCAGCAACGCACACACGAUUGGAUGUAAUGCAGUUAGCUGGGCUCCUGCUGUUGUACCAGGAAGCCUUAUAGAACAACCAUCUGGUCAGAAACCAAACUACAUCAAAAGAUUUGCAUCUGGUGGCUGUGACAACCUUGUCAAGAUCUGGAAGGAAGAAGAUGGUCAGUGGAAAGAAGAGCAGAAGCUGGAAGCUCAUAGCGACUGGGUUCGAGAUGUAGCCUGGGCUCCCUCCAUAGGAUUGCCAACAAGUACCAUUGCUAGCUGCUCACAGGAUGGCAGGGUGUUUAUCUGGACAUGCGAUGAUGCCUCUGGAAAUUCCUGGUCACCAAAGCUGCUGCACAAGUUCAAUGAUGUUGUCUGGCAUGUGAGUUGGUCCAUUACUGCAAAUAUUCUUGCAGUGUCCGGAGGAGACAAUAAAGUCACGCUAUGGAAGGAAUCAGUAGACGGCCUGUGGGCCUGUAUCAGCGAUGUCAACAAGGGCCAAGGAGGGGUGUCUGCCGUCACAGAGGGGCAGCAGAACGAGCAGUGAUGCACGAGCCAAGGUUCCAGCUGCAACAAGUGAUCGCUGUACCUGAUUUGCAAGGUUUCUUGAACAGGACGAGAACUGAUUUUAUCUGAACUGGACAUGAACAUGGGAAACAAUUAUCCAAUUUUAUGAGCACUCUAUAGCUAUUGCUGAGAGGCUACAACACGUUGAUAAUCAGCCUUAAUUGACAUUCCCUUAAAUUUACAGUAAAGAGCAUAGCAAAGUACUGUGCCUUAUACUGCUCCUUGAUGCUGUAGAAAUUGCACCCUGCUUCCCUGGUUCAGGGGUCAAAUUUACUUGGA
This is a messenger RNA of Leptosomus discolor (cuckoo roller), 1274 nucleotides long. NCBI's taxonomy places the organism in Eukaryota, Metazoa, Chordata, Aves, Leptosomiformes, Leptosomidae. The record is from RefSeq and is a predicted model, not a curated record.